AUUUAAAAUAGAACGUUGCAUUAAGUUACAAUACGGUUUAAAAUACUGAUAACUUUUACUUUUCUUGUUUUAUAUAUUUUAAUUUUAAAUUUUGAAGUUCUUUAAAGAAAUUCUUAUCGAUCGCUGUUGACGCAAAUCAAUUAUUGCUAAGUUAAGCUGUAUAAAAUAAAUGGAAACUUCUUUAUUUAUCAACGAGCACCAGCCAAACUCGUGGAAGGAUGUAAACAGUUCUUUAUACGAAGGAUUAGAGUUUAUUGCAAGAAAUAAACAGCAGCAUCUUCAGUUCACGAAAGUGGUAAAUUGCUCGCUCAGUGAAUCAAAAGACAACAAAAAUGUAGAUGCUACGAUCCCCACCCUUAUGGAAAAGGAAAUAUUUGAACAACCUCAAAGCAUUCAACAAUCAAUGUUAGGAAGAGUUGAUUUUGAUAACUUUAAAAUUCAUCUGAAUGGCAUUGAAACUUUUUUAAAUGAUCUGCUUCGGUGUCGUAGAAUAAUUUUAGUUGGUGCUGGAUCAAGUUUUCACGUGGCGUUGGCUUGUAGACAAUUAAUGGAGGAACUUUUAGAUCUACCCGUUUUUGUAGAAACAAGUAGUGAUUUAUUAGAUAGAGAAGUGCCUAUUUUUCGCGACGAUGUCUGCAUUUUUAUCAGUCAAUCUGGCGAAACUAGCGAUGUAUUAAAUGCAUGCAAGUAUUGUAAAAAGAAAGAAGCUUUACUAAUGGGUAUAACAAACGAGGAGAACAGCACCUUAUCUGCUGAAACCCAUUUUGGUAUUAAUCUAAAUGCAGGUAAUGAAGUUGGUGUUACCAGUACCAAAACGUAUACGAGUCAAUUUAUUGUACUUACUAUGUUUUCGUUAAAAAUGGCAGAAGAUAAAAGAUCAAAACAAAAACGCGUUCAAGAAAUUAUUUCCGAAAUGAAAACAAUACCCGACAAAGUUAUAACUGUUUUAAAACUAAAUAACUAUUUAAAAGAUUUAGCACAAAAAUACGUCAAUUGUAAAAGUUUAUUGGUAAUGGGGAGGGGUUUUCAACAAGCAACUUGUCUAGAAGGGUCUUUUAAAUUUAAAGAAGUUGUAAAUAUUCAUUCAGAAGGAAUUCAUUCUGGUGAACUGAAGCAUGGUCCACUGGCACUAAUCGAUGAAAACAUGCCUAUUAUAAUGAUUAUAAUGCGAGAUGCGAUAUACGAGAAAUGUAUUAACGCGUUUCAACAAGUAAAAGCAAGAGGAGGGAAACCAAUUGUUAUAUGCGAAGAAGAUGACGAAACAACAAAAAACAUGGUGGAUAUUUCAAUAUGCAUACCAAAAACGUCAGAUUGUUUAAUGGGAAUUUUAGCAAUAAUCCCUUUCCAAUUAUUAUCAUUACAUUUAGCAGUUUUAAAAGGUAAAAAUGCUGACGAACCACAACACUUAAAGAAAACAAUAACAGACGAUGCAUAGAAAUCCAUUUGCAAUUGACAUGAAUUAAUUCUUGUUUAUUUUUAUCAAUUUUUAUGAACAAUUUAUAUAAUUUUUAAUUUAUAUUUUUUAAACUUAUUGGAUGAAACACAAAUAACGCAUAUUUAUUAACAAACCUAAAUAACAUCUUCAUUUUAAUUAACACGUAAUAAUUUUCAUUUUUGUAUUAUUUAUAAAGAUUUGUCAAAGUUUAAAUAGUUAAA
Hydra vulgaris (swiftwater hydra) is the source of this 1656-nucleotide messenger RNA. Its product is annotated as glutamine--fructose-6-phosphate aminotransferase [isomerizing] 2. Gene Ontology annotation, biological process: protein N-linked glycosylation; fructose 6-phosphate metabolic process; UDP-N-acetylglucosamine metabolic process. The record is from RefSeq and is a predicted model, not a curated record. Gene Ontology annotation, molecular function: L-glutamine:D-fructose-6-phosphate transaminase (isomerizing) activity; carbohydrate derivative binding. Lineage: Eukaryota; Metazoa; Cnidaria; Hydrozoa; Anthoathecata; Hydridae.